This is a messenger RNA of Mus caroli (Ryukyu mouse), 282 nucleotides long. Lineage: Eukaryota; Metazoa; Chordata; Mammalia; Rodentia; Muridae. The record is from RefSeq and is a predicted model, not a curated record.
AUGUGUGAACUCCCCUAUGCCUAUGUGGACAGUGAUGUCAUGACAUGUCACUGGCANACCUGCUGCUGGUCUAUGUCUUAUAAUGCAGUGACAUAUGAGGAUGUGCAUGUGAACUUUACUCGGGAAGAAUGGGCUUUGCUGGAUCCUUCCCAGAAGAGUCUCUAUAAAGAUGUGAUACUGGAGACCUACAGGAACCUGACUGCUUUAGGCUACAAUUGGGAAGACUGUAAUAUUGAAGAACAUUGUCAAAGUUCCAGAAGACAUGGAAGGUAAUUUUCAUGU